Drosophila grimshawi is the source of this 1004-nucleotide messenger RNA. RefSeq names its product TM2 domain-containing protein CG11103 (gene amrt). Bases 60 to 710 code for a protein of 216 amino acids. The transcript has a single exon. The record is from RefSeq and is a predicted model, not a curated record. NCBI's taxonomy places the organism in Eukaryota, Metazoa, Arthropoda, Insecta, Diptera, Drosophilidae.
CUAGUCACUUAUCUCUAGUAGCAGUGCAAAAAGUAGCAGUAUAUUGUAAAAACCAAACAAUGCAGCGAAAACUGAUUGUGUACAGCGUGGUUUUAUCGUUUCUAAUCGUUAAUCCCGUCACGCAAGCCAUACAGGCGCGCAGCGACAAGGAGCAGCCCCAAACUGUAGUCUCGGGCACAGCUGUGCAAUCCGUUGUGCCAGUACAAUCGCAAUCCCAGCCACAGGCGGGCACCAAUUCCCAAGCAUCGUCCAAUUUCAAUCCUCUCGGGCCUAAUGUGCUGUGCUCGUUUUUGCCGCGUGACUUUCUGGAGUGCAAGGAGCCUAUCGAUCAUAGAAAUAAUGAGACGGCAUGGAAGGAGAAAGGCUACGGCUGUUUGCAUUUCGGUGGCUCCUUCUACGCGGAUGUUGAGCACACAAGAGUCCAGUGCACGGUCUACACCGACAUCGAUUGCUAUGGCGCAAGGACCUUCUUUCGGGACGGUGUACCGUGUGUGCGCUACACGGAUCACUACUUUGUGACCACAUUGAUAUACAGCAUGCUGCUUGGCUUCCUUGGCAUGGACCGCUUCUGCCUGGGACAAACGGGCACCGCAGUGGGCAAACUGUUGACGAUGGGCGGCGUGGGUGUCUGGUGGAUCAUCGAUGUGAUAUUGCUGAUAACGAAUAACCUGCUGCCCGAGGACGGCAGCAAUUGGAAUCCCUAUGUUUAAUCAUAACGAAUAUACAUAUGUGCCUUUGUGAUAAUACUAAGUAAUAAAAGUCCUGUAAAUAUACACAUAUUCAUCGUAUUCGGACAUCUCUGAGUAUGAAGUCUUUUAGUACCUAAGCUCAAUAUAUACAUGUACAUAUAAAUAUCCCAAUUCUUUUUAAAUGAAAUCUACAAAAUAAAUUGUAAACUGAUAAUACCACUUAAAGAAAUCUGUUUAUCUGUCUAUAUGUUUAAGUUCAUCGAAAUAGAUUUAAACAUAAAAUGUAAUAUAAAUAAUUUUAAUGAACGAAUUUAA